AUGCAACCACCUAAUUGGGAACUACCAUUUGAGGUGAUGUGCGAUGCAAGUGACUAUGCGGUUGGAGCAAUGCUCGAAAAAAGGAAAGAUAAAAGGCUUCAUGCCAUUUACUACGCCAACAAGACACUUGACGACACACAAAUCAACUAUGCUACCACGAAAAAGGAAUUCCUAGCAGUGGUGUUUGCAAUUGACAAAUUCAGAUCCUAUCUUCUUGGAUCAAAAGUCACUGACAAAAAGGGACCCGAGAACGUAAUAGCUGACCACCUCUCAAGAUUGAAACAGGAAGACAUAGGGGACAUCAAGGAUUUACCAAUUGAUGACUCAUUUCCUGAUGAGAGAUUACUAGCACUCUCACAAGCUCCAUGGGUAUUGCCACCAAACAUGUCUUAUCAGCACAAAAAAAAAAAUCUGCAUGAUGUGCACUUCUACACAUGGGAAGAAUCUUUGCUGUAUAAGAGAUGCAAUGAUGGGCUGAUAAGGAGAUGCAUACCAAAAGAAGAAAUCGAGAGCAUUUUACAGCAUUACCAUUCAUCACCAUAUGGAGGACAUUUUAGCACAACAAAAACAACAGCCAUGAUUUUGCAAACAGGAUUUUUCUGGCCAAAUCUAUUUAAGGAUAAAUAUGGAGUGACUCACAAAGUGGCAACCCCUUACCAUCCUCAAAUCAGUGGUGAAGUAGAAGUUUCAAACCAAGAGCUGAAAUAUGUCCUUGAGAAAACAGUCAAUCGCUCAAGGAAAGACUAG
Messenger RNA from Hevea brasiliensis (rubber tree), 747 nucleotides. RefSeq lists its product as uncharacterized. NCBI's taxonomy places the organism in Eukaryota, Viridiplantae, Streptophyta, Magnoliopsida, Malpighiales, Euphorbiaceae. Bases 1 to 747 code for a protein of 248 amino acids. The record is from RefSeq and is a predicted model, not a curated record. The transcript has 4 exons.